Molecule: messenger RNA, 3254 nt
Organism: Anastrepha ludens (Mexican fruit fly)
Lineage: Eukaryota; Metazoa; Arthropoda; Insecta; Diptera; Tephritidae
Product: VPS35 endosomal protein sorting factor-like
Exons: 13
Coding region: 303-3230 (975 amino acids)
Biological process (GO): endocytic recycling
Cellular component (GO): endosome
Source: RefSeq, a predicted model, not a curated record
UUGAGUGGCCUAAGACGGGCAUAAAUUACUGAUUAUAUGCCUAAAUAUGAUUAAGAUUGCCUAAAGUAUGGAUUUAAACGAACCCUAACAAUUACAAAAAAAUAUUUGUGAAUUCAAAAUUGCUAGUCAGAGCACAGUAUUAUAAUUAUCAUAUGUUAUUGGGAAGAAACGUCAAUCACCGUCUCCGAUAUCAAUACAAAUUAGUUCAAUUUUUGUUUUGUUUGUCGGGAUUUCAUAGCUGGUGCUAAAAAUCCAUCACAAAACGCCCAGUUUGACUACGCAAAACUCCCAAUAUACAGAAAAUGGCUAGCGACUGGGAGUGUAUUCCACACACGUACGAUGUGACGAAGAAUUACCUUCAAAGCUACCAAACCUACGAACAUCCACUGAAGAUACAGACAGUGACAGUAGUGGAAAGCAAAGGCACGAAGCAGGCUUUGAAAGAUAACCGAGGGAGUUUCAGUAGCAACGCUAGCUCGCGUGCUUCCUCAAGCAUUUCAUUACUAACGGAGCCGCUCGGUUCGGCCCUGGAUGGGACCGAUCCUUUAUCGCAGUUUGCACGGCAAGAGCAAGAACUCAAAGAUCCUCUUUCAAAUACGUCUUACGACUACCAAAAGAAGGCAAAAAGACGGGAGAGAAACGCGUUAGAGGAGGAUGAGCUGAGUUGGGCCACCAAACGGCUGGGCAUAUUAAAUCGAUUUACAACCUCGGAGAAGCUCUCGAUUACAACCAGUUUUCUUUCCACUGGGAGCACAGGAGCAGAUGGCAUCAGAGCGCAAACUAUAGUGGCGGAUAAGGUAAAAUUUCGCCUCGAGCAACUAGACGAUUUCGAUGAUGGUUCCGUGCGCCACAUGAUAGACCUAACGCAACAGGAAUACAUACAACGAAUUGAACAACUGAAUCAAGAGUUGGUACUGUCGUGGAAUGACGAUCAACGUGUAAAAGCAUUAAAAAUUGUAAUACAAUGUUCGAAAAUGCUUUCAGACACUUCCGUACUUAGCUUUUAUCCCAGCCAAUUUGUGCUUAUAACUGAUAUACUCGAUAUGUUUGGUAAAUUAGUUUACGAACGUCUGAAUAUUAAGGCAAACAAUGACUUUGGCGAUGGAGACACCGGGAAAUUGGGAAGAACUGAAUAUAUGAACGAAAGUGCACGAGAAACCUGCCAGAAUUGGUUUUUUAAAAUUGCCUCUAUCCGCGAACUGCUGCCCCGUCUUUAUGUAGAAAUGGCUUUAAUGAAAUGUUAUGAAUUCAUAACACCAAGCGAAAUUGACAAGUCCCUGCGCCGCAUUACCAAAAUGAUCCGUGGCAUUGGUGAUCCUUUGGUGCAAACGUAUGCGCGUUGCUAUUUGGUGCGCGUCAGUUUGGCUGUAAUUACGAAUAAAGAAUGCAUAAGAGAGAAUUUCAAAGAUUUUUUAAAAAUCUACCACACGAUUUUUUGCGGUACUGUGCGUUCGGAACUUAAUCGCCAGCGUGUGAAUAUAGAAACAUACUUGGCACUAUAUGGCCCGGCAUUGGAUUUUAUGCUAUCAGCGCUUGUUCACAAAUGCAAUCUGUACACAGAAGAAAUAAUCGCUGAAUGCAAGGGAGUAAAAAAUAAUGCACCGCUUUUGAUAUCCAUAUUGAAUGCGUUCAAACCGGAAUUCAUCGCUGCCAAUGCCAUGGAAUUCGUCAAACUACUAACCCAUUCCAAUGCGGAAGGCACUUCGAAAGGACAGUUAUUUCGCGCACUAGGUAGUAAUGUCAGCGUCUGUCCACCACUGCCAGAGCAGAGAUUGCCGUUUUUAAAUGCUGCUUUUAACGCCAUAGACACUUUCGCGGAUCCAAUGGAAUAUAUAAAUUGCGUGGAAACUUGGGCACAUUUCAUCACAGACAACUUUCCCGUAAGCGUUAUCAACGAUCUGCUGGGCACAAUCACAUUGCGGGUCAAAGUCAGUCGAGCAUAUGAAAAGCAUUAUAAUCAGCUACAAAAUAUUCUAGACAAAAUCCUGCAAUGCUUAAAAAAUACAGAAUCGCUACUCAUUCAAGAAAAUUUUCUGCCAUAUGUUGAUCUUUUCCAAAAGGACACAAUCAAGGUUGGUGUUUGCAAAAACAUUCUCACAAUAUUCCAUCUUAAGAGUGAGGAGAAUAUUUCCGAUGAAAUUGUCAUCAACGCUCUUACGUAUAUUGGAAAAAUUCUUAACGACUCCGUAACCGCUUUAACUGUGGAAGAUGAACGCCGUCAAAUUUCGCAGUUGAUCAGCAGUUCCAUACGUAAGGUUGUUUUCCCACGCGACUUUGAACGACAGCUGAGCUUUUAUGUGGAGGCACGCGAGGCUUUCACCAAUUUGGAUGCGGUCUACAUAACAUUGGUUAAUGCGGUCAAUAAAUUAGCAGUCGAGACGCAACAUAUAGUCAACGGAAAGCAUACACGUAAAACCGGCGCUUUUGUUAAGGCGUGUGUAGCCUUUUGCUUUAUAACCAUUCCUAGCAUUACUGCCGUUCAAUCUCAAAUGGACCUGUAUUUGCUGACUGGCCAGGUGGCACUUUUGAAUCUAUGCUUAGGACAAGCGGAUGCAUGUUUUGAAGCCUCGCUUCAAUUAGUUAGCGAAUUGCCGCGCUCAGUAGAGAUUGAGGGCAAAACGCGUAGCCUGGAAACGUAUUUAAUUUCUUAUCUUUGCAAUAUGUUAGCCACAUUGGUGGUAGUGCCGGAUAGCCCAGAACAAGGUGUUUUGUAUUUAUUACGUCUAUUACUGGAAGUAGUAAAUAAAUUUCCCUUCGAAACACAUAGCUCCGGACCCAUCACUGUGUACUUGCAUGCUCUGGACAUGUUGUAUGUGCAAAGUUUAGAAGAGUUCCCCUAUCACAUACCUGGCGUGGUUUCCAAUGAUGAACUCUAUGGCAAUGAUCCGAAAUUUGUUGCUGAAGUGAAUAAUAUUUGUACGCAAGUCGUUGACCAAAUUCUAGCACAACUCAAAAUACUCGGUAACGCACAUCAACAACGUGCGCAGGCCACACUCGCUUUGGAACUCUUUUUGCGGAUCAUCCGGUAUGCAAAUCUCUGCCGCGAAAAAACCUUCCAUUUGGCUCUAAAUCUUUGGCUGCUUGCUGUUAAGGCGGAAUCUCAUAUCGACUCUAAAUUAAUUCCAUAUUCGUUGAAAACCGUCGAAUACACCUACAAGAAAAUAAUGAACACAAAUACGCCGCAUGCACAGUCUUUGGCGCAAUUGAUGUUACGCAUUCGAAACCAAUAAAUUUUGUAUUUUUUAUUACGUGAA